Molecule: messenger RNA, 2836 nt
Organism: Nelumbo nucifera (sacred lotus)
Lineage: Eukaryota; Viridiplantae; Streptophyta; Magnoliopsida; Proteales; Nelumbonaceae
Product: DEA(D/H)-box RNA helicase family protein
Molecular function (GO): ATP binding; RNA helicase activity; nucleic acid binding
Source: RefSeq, a predicted model, not a curated record
UCCCAAACGGCCAAACAGACCCUAAUUUGUGAGUUUGGCAUUCAACCGCCAUGUCUUUUUCAAAACCCUAAACCCUUCUGAUUGAUUGUAUUGAUUCUUACCUUCCAUUCCAAAAUCCUCAAACCCCUCUUCUUUACGAAGCGUUAAACUAUCCCUCUCAACCCCAUGGUGAUACCCCUUUAAGGCUUUAAUUAUUCUGUACCUUAACACUAGAGGAUCUUCAUCUAUUCAUAGAAUCGUAGCAGAUAAUCAGAAGCUCGAUGAGGAGACCCAAAUCGAAGAAGGCGAAGGCGUUCUUUCGCAAGCAAAGUCGUCUCUCGGAGGUUCAGGAAAUCGAGCUCCUCGAGUCAUGGAUCGAAUCCGGAAAACCCGAUUCAGGUUUGAAUCCUCUGUCAAUCUCACCAUUGCCAGUCGACGAUCCGGUUGGUCGCAUCGGUGAGAAUUCCUUCUCCCGUUACAUUGGAUGCGAGCGGUUCCAUCAACUGCCUGUGUCUCAGAAAACGAAGGAUGGGUUGCGUGAAGCGGGGUUUACAACUAUGUCUGAUAUUCAGCGAGCUUCAUUGCCGCAUUCGUUAUGUGGGCGCGACAUCCUAGGUGCUGCAAAGACCGGGUCGGGUAAGACUCUCGCAUUUCUCAUACCGGUUUUGGAGAAGUUAUACAGGGCAAGAUGGGGUACUGAGGAUGGAGUAGGCAGCAUCAUAAUAUCCCCAACAAGAGAAUUAGCAGGUCAAACCUUUGAAGUAUUAAAAACCGUAGGAAAGCACCAUGGUUUCAGUGCAGGCCUCUUAAUUGGUGGUCGUAAAGAUGUUGACACUGAGAAGGAGAGUGUCAAUGAUCUUAACAUAUUAGUAUGCACUCCUGGUCGACUUCUUCAGCACAUGGAUGAGACUCCAAAUUUUGAAUGUUCACAGCUCCAGGUUUUGGUGCUUGAUGAGGCCGACCGGAUUCUUGAUGUGGGAUUUAAGAAGGCUUUAAAUGCAAUUAUUUCACAGCUACCAAACCAGAGGCAGACCUUGCUGUUUUCAGCAACACAAACAAAAUCAAUUCAGGAUCUUGCUAGGCUAAGUUUGAAGGACCCGGAGUACCUAAGUGUGCAUGAGGAGUCUGUGGCAGCCACUCCUGAUCGCUUACGUCAAAUUGCAAUGAUUGUUCCUCUUGACCAGAAGUUGGACAUGCUCUGGAGCUUCAUAAAAGCGCAUCUUACCUCAAAGAUUCUUGUGUUUCUUUCAAGCUGCAAGCAGGUAAAAUUUGUAUUUGAGGCAUUUAAGAAACUACGUCCUGGAAUCCCUUUGAAGUGUCUGUAUGGGCGGAUGAAGCUGGAAAGGAGAAUGGGGAUAUACUCUCAAUUCUGUGAACAAAGAUCAGUUCUUUUUUCUACUGAUGUGGCAUCAAGGGGCCUUGAUUUUGAUAAGGCAGUUGACUGGGUCGUUCAGGUGGACUGUCCAGAAGAUGUUGCAACUUACAUUCACAGGGUUGGUCGUGCUGCCCGUUUUGGGGCUAGUGGUCAGUCAGUCUUAUUUCUGGCGCCCUCAGAAAUAGAAAUGCUGGCAAAAUUGCAAGCGCAAAAAAUACCUAUACACACUAUUAAGGCAAACACAAAAAGAUUGCAACCAGUUACAGGAUUGUUAGCAGCAAUGCUAGUAAAGUAUCCAGAUAUGCAGUACCUAGCUCAAAGGGCUUUCACCACAUAUUUGAAGUCUAUAUACCUUCAGCGAGAUAAAGAAGUUUUUGAUGUGACGAAAUUACCUAUUGAAGAGUUCUCUGCAUCAUUGGGUCUGCCCAUGACCCCCAAAAUCCGUUUUCUGAAUCAGAAAAGCAAGUGCAGAAAGGAGCCCAGUGAAGGUCAUCCUCUUCAACAACAGAAUGAUAGUGAGGAUGAGAUGGUGAAAAUCCGAAAGAAAAAGUUGGAUGUUAGUAAAUCCAAGGAAGAAGUGGAAGAUGGUUUCCUUUUAGAUAAGGAGGAGACCCCACUAGAAGAGGGAGGAAAUGAUGCUUCCAUACCAGCAACAAGGAUUCUGAAGAAGAAGAAGCUGAAGAUAAACAUACAUAGACCCGUUGGGACAAGGGUCGUUUUUGAUGAGGAAGGCAAUACACUUCCCCCGCUUGCAACAUUAGCUGACACAAACAGUGGAGAUGGCGUGCUUCAGCUAGACAAAGUAAAAGAACGGUAUGAGAAAAUGAAAGAAGAGAUGAGGCGGCAGGACAAGGAGGACAAGCUUCUGCACCGCCAACGUCUUCGAGAAAAGCGAAUUAAGGAGAAGAUGAAACUGAAAAGAGGGAGAGCAGAAGAAGAAGAUGAUGAUGUGGAUGAUGAGGAUAUUACUAGGUCCGAUGGAGAAGAAACUGGUGAUAAGACAACCAAAAGAUCAAAAAUAUAUUUCGACAGUGACAGUGAUAUUGAAGAGAAGAAAGGAAAGAACAGAUUGGGUAUCCAUGCUGAUUCCAUUUCACUAGCAGAGCAAGAGGCCCUGGCUCUUAAAUUAUUGAGUUCUAUGCAUUCAUAAGUUACAAAAGUUAAAAUACUGGCUUUAGGUUGCAGCUUGUGGAAUGUGCAUCACUGUCCACAAUUAAUUUUACUAUGCAGUGGAGCAUUUGUUUAUAGAAGUAUAGAACAUAUAGUCUUUACUUUUCCGUUGCUAAAUUUUGGAUAUGGAGAAAAUUAUGCUUCUGAGCCAGGAUAUUAGAAAUUACUUGAAAGAAACAUAAUUGUGUACAAGUACACCUUAAAGGUAGCAGUUCCAUUUUUUUGCUUUCGGGUUGAUCGUUAGGGCCUGUUUUUUUCUUCUUAGAGGAAUCUUUUAACUUUAUGAUAAAAAUGAGUAUUCAUUUCUUCUCA